AUGUCAUCCGGCAAAGAUUCUUCCGACCGUACCCUAGCGUACAUGCCCCGUAAGGACACGGAAGUGAGGCUUCCACGGACGACGCGUGUCAAGAACAAGACUCCCGCGGCCGUGCAAAUCACGGCGGAGCAGAUUCUACGAGAAGCUCGAGAGAGGCAAGAGGCUGAGAUCCGUCCACCGAAGCAGAAGAUCACCGACUCUACUGAGCUCUCCGACUACACGCUACGACGUCGUAAGGAGUUUGAAGACCAGAUAAGGCGCGCGAGAUGGAACGUCCAAGUUUAUGUCAAAUACGCGGAGUGGGAAGAGUCUCAAAAGGAUUACGCGCGUGCUCGGAGCGUGUGGGAACGCGCCAUAGAAGGAGACUACAAGAACCAUACGCUCUGGAUCAAGUACGCAGAGUUUGAGAUGAAGAACAAGUUUGUCAACAGUGCUAGAAACGUUUGGGAUCGUGCUGUCACGUAUCUCCCUCGUGUGGACCAGCUUUGGUACAAGUAUGCUCACAUGGAGAAGAUGCUCGGGAACUUCGCUGGGGCUAGACAUGUAUUCGAGAGGUGGAUGAACUGGUCACCUGAUCAAGAAGGUUGGCUUUGUUAUAUCAACUUCGAACUCAAGUUUAAUGAAUUCGAACGUGCAAGAUCCAUCUACGAGAGAUUUAUUCUUUGCCACCCAACCGUUUCUGCUUAUAUUCUAUAUGCAAAGUUUGAGAUGAAGUGUGGUCAGGUUGAGCUUGCUAGGAAGGUUUACGAACGUGCCUCAGAGGUUCUUGGAGAUGAAGACGAAGAAGCUGAGAGUUUCUAUGUGGCGUUUGCUGAAUUUGAAGAAAGGUGCAAGGAAGUAGAGAGGGCUAGGGGUAUCUACAAGUAUGCUCUUGUUCAUAUCCCUAAGGAAAGAGCUGAGGCUUUGUACCAAAAGUUUGUGGCCUUUGAGAAACAGUACGGUGGCAAGGAAGGUAUUGAAGAUGCCCUUAUUGGGAAGAAGAGGUUUGAGUAUGAAGAGGAAGUGAGGAAGAACCCUUUGAACUACGAUUCCUGGUUCGAUUACCUUAGGCUAGAAGAAGAAGAAGAGACUUGUAUUGGGAACAAAGAUAGGAUUAGGGAAAUCUAUGAGAGGGCAGUUGCUAAUGUUCCACCUGCCGAGGAGAAACGAUAUUGGCAAAGAUACAUCUACCUCUGGAUUAAUUAUGCAUUGUAUGAGGAGAUUGAAACUAAAGAUGUGGAGCGUACACGCGAUGUUUACAGAGCAUGCCUGAAGCUUAUCCCACACACCAAAUUCUCUUUUGCCAAAAUAUGGUUGCUCGCUGCACAAUUUGAAAUCAGGCAAUUGAAUCUCACCGGUGCGCGGCAGAUAUUGGGAAAUGCGAUUGGAAAAGCUCCAAAAGACAAGAUAUUCAAGAAAUACAUUGAGAUGGAGCUCCAGUUGGCAAACAUAGAUAGAUGUAGAAAACUAUACGACCGGUACCUUGAGUGGUCUCCUGAGAAUUGCUAUGCUUGGAGAAGCUAUGCUGAGUUUGAGAUGUCUCUUUCUGAGAAAGACCGCGCUAGAGCUAUUUUUGAACUUGCAAUCUCUCAGCCUGUUCUAGACAUGCCCGAGCUACUUUGGAAGAGUUACAUUGAUUUUGAGAUAUCAGAAAAGGAGUUUGAGAGGACACGAGUUUUAUAUGAGCUACUUUUGGACCGUACAAAGCAUUACAAGGUGUGGGUUAGCUUUGCAAAAUUUGAAGCUUCUGCUGCUGAACACAAAGGUGAAGAAGACCAAGAAGAAGAAGCUGCUACUGAAACCAAAAAAGACUGCAUCAGACGCGCCAGAGCCAUCUUCGUGAGAGCCAACGCCUACUACAAAGACUCCGCACACAAAGAAGAGCGUGCUACUCUUUUGGAGGAUUGGGUUAACAUGGAGACGGGCUUUGGUAGCCUCGGGGAUGUUAGUGUCGUUCAGUCGCUUCUCCCAAAGAAGCUCAAGAAAAGAAAAGCCAUCAGUACAGAAGACGGUUCUACAGAGUACCAAGAAUACAUUGAUUAUUUGUUCCCAGAUGAGUCACAGACGACCAAUCUUAAGAUUCUUGAAGCUGCUCACCGAUGGAAGAAGCAGAAGGCUGGGGAAUGCGUCUAA
Messenger RNA from Eruca vesicaria subsp. sativa (arugula), 2112 nucleotides. NCBI's taxonomy places the organism in Eukaryota, Viridiplantae, Streptophyta, Magnoliopsida, Brassicales, Brassicaceae. The record is from the annotation of a GenBank genome assembly.